UAACCAGGAAGCGGAUGGAAGGGAAGGCGGAAGUAAACCUGCAGUGUUGAUAAUCUGGACUGCACGGUCUGUUAACGAAAGAUGUCAUCUGAACGGUUUGAGCGGCUUCAUGAGCUCUAUAAGGAGUUUUAUGGCAGCUUACAAAGAAUAACGCAGAUGUUGCAAAACAGUCGUGGAGAGGAGAAGAAAAAGCUCCUGCGAGAAUUUGAUGAAAAGCAACAGGAAGCAAAUGAGAUGUUAGUGGAAAUGGAAGAAGAAUUAAAAUAUGCCCCACCAUCUUUUCGGCACCAAAUGAUGAGCAAGUUGAGAACAUAUAAGAAAGACCUUGUGAAACUGCAGAUGGAAUCAAAAGCUACUAAUCUUGAAUUUGGUCCUUCAAUAGCCUCUGGGGAUUUCAAACAAGGAUCUUACAACUUGGAUAAUCAUGAGAAUUCAACAUUAAACACCCAAAGAGCUCUACUCAUCCAAGGAACCCAGAGCUUAAUCAGAUCCUCAGACAGUAUUGCUAGAUCCCACCAGAUAGCAGCAGAAACCGAUGCCAUUGGCUCAGAUAUAAUCGAGGAACUUGGUGAACAGAGAGAACAGCUGGAGCGGACCAAGGACCGUUUGGUAAACACAAAUGAAAAUUUGAGCAGAAGUCGGAGAAUCCUCAGAGCAAUGUCUCGCAAAAUUGUGACAAACAAGCUCCUUAUGUCAAUCAUCAUCUUUCUAGAACUUGCCAUUCUUGGUGGAUUAGUAUACUAUAAAUUCUUUCAAAAAAGAUGACACAUUCUACAUUCUAGUGGAGAACUAUAGCUUCUUCUGCAAAAGCUGACUUUUGGAUUUUGAAGGCUCUUUAAUUCAGUGACUGUAUAAAACAAGAUACAACCACAUACAAGUAAAAAGAUCUUGUUUCAAUGCGGAUUCAUUAAAGAAGAAUGGACUUUAAAUCACUCUAUUAUCACUAAAACAAUUGGUUAUCACAAUCAUUUGUACACCAAUAAUGUAUAAAAUCUGAAAACUUUCCGUUCUGUUUGCUAUUUGUGUGCUUUCACUUGUAAACUGAUAAGGGUCUUUGUUAGGAAAAUCACAUCAUUUUUUAUACUCAAGUUACCCCUCUUUAUUAUUGCUAUUUUAUGCAAUAUAUGUGUGAACGUGUAUCUGUCAUUCAUAGAAAACCAGACAAGAUUAUCUUUAUGAAGGGUACACAUGUUUUUGCAUUACAUUGGUUUAAUGCUCUGUGUGUUUGGAAUAACUUCUAUAAAUAUAGAUUAUAAACAAAUUCUAAUGAUUCUAUGUAUACCAUGUAAUUUAUUAUUUUUUAGUGAUAUAAUUUACACACGUAAAAGAACUGCUGUUAUGUUGCAUGAUACUUUAACCCCUUGGCAAUUGACGUCCCAGGCUUCUCCCAAACUGUGUUGCUGUAAUGCCUGGAUAGCGAGGGAUUCAGCAACACCGAAAUCUGAAGCAGGUGCCAAGUCUGAUCGCUACACGGAGCAUCAACAUGCGCUACGUUAAAUAGGUGAUCGAUUGGCUCCUAAGCUUUAACGGUGUUGCAACACCGAAAACCCACCCCAGGCCGCAUUGUGACCACUCCGGAGAGUGGGGAAAGACUGUUUUAAACAUGUUACUGCACAAUGGAGGGGGGAGUCUUGACAUUAAACCGAUUAAGUGAAACAAUGGCUUGUCACUCCCUGGUUGCAUAUCUUGGCUGUCUGCCAGACAUAAUCCCCUCAGCAAGUAAUGAGACAAUAUACUUCUGGGGGUAGCUGAAAACAUGGGGAGACACAGGGAAAAAAGCUAUGAUAUACAAUAAAUAAUUGCAAAAC
Messenger RNA from Spea bombifrons (plains spadefoot toad), 1808 nucleotides. It is a transcript of the gene VTI1B, whose product is annotated as vesicle transport through interaction with t-SNAREs 1B. Gene Ontology annotation, cellular component: Golgi apparatus; ER to Golgi transport vesicle membrane; SNARE complex. NCBI's taxonomy places the organism in Eukaryota, Metazoa, Chordata, Amphibia, Anura, Pelobatidae. Gene Ontology annotation, molecular function: SNAP receptor activity; SNARE binding. The coding region runs from base 82 to 765 and encodes 227 amino acids. The transcript has 6 exons. The record is from RefSeq and is a predicted model, not a curated record. Gene Ontology annotation, biological process: retrograde transport, endosome to Golgi; macroautophagy; vesicle fusion with Golgi apparatus.